Molecule: messenger RNA, 297 nt
Organism: Protopolystoma xenopodis
Lineage: Eukaryota; Metazoa; Platyhelminthes; Monogenea; Polystomatidea; Polystomatidae
Source: the annotation of a GenBank genome assembly
AUGUUUUUAUAUUCUGAAAGAAACACAAUACAGAAGAUAAAAUCUCUUAAAAAUAUAAUAAUUGACGGUCGGCCAAAACAGGCGUGCAGUUUGAAUUCAAAGGAAAAUUGUCUUAAUUUAUUUUUCUGCCAUUUACGCAUUUUGUCUUCUCAGAUGUUUCUGAAGAUGGGCGAUGAAGAUCUAGCACAAGAUAUGCUUCAGGUUCUGCGUGAACUCCCGGCGAGCAUAGCUGUGACGCAAUCGGACGUAGACGAGGAUCUGGAGGAACCCAGCUCCUCUGAGAAUGAGCAAGACUAA